Betta splendens (Siamese fighting fish) is the source of this 3281-nucleotide messenger RNA. RefSeq names its product membrane-associated ring finger (C3HC4) 9 (gene marchf9). Gene Ontology annotation, molecular function: ubiquitin-protein transferase activity; zinc ion binding. The transcript is spliced from 4 exons. The record is from RefSeq and is a predicted model, not a curated record. NCBI's taxonomy places the organism in Eukaryota, Metazoa, Chordata, Actinopteri, Anabantiformes, Osphronemidae. The coding region runs from base 1436 to 2446 and encodes 336 amino acids. Gene Ontology annotation, biological process: protein ubiquitination.
CACGGUCGAGGCGUAGUUCAUACUUCGCGGGCUCCUCGUGCAUGUGGCCGCAGCGUCCACGUCAGCAGCAGAUCAGCACCAUGGACAGCCGCGCCUGGUCAAUAAUAAAGAGCCAGAGCUCCUUCGCUUCCCAGCUGCUUCCAGCUGCUUAGCGCGUGGGGAGAGGCUCAGCACCCACCGGAGACGGAUGGACGGGUAGAGGGAAACAGCGAUGGGUUCUCCAGACAGUCGAGGGUCCUUCUCUACUCGAGGUUCUGCUUUUUCUUCUCUCCAUUCCGGAAAAGGCGGCUACGUCGGUUCAAUCUCCAACCGACCAUUUCGAGGAUGGAAAUCAGCGCCAGCUGCAUCACCACCAUCUAUCUGAUCCAAUAAUCAAUGCCAUUACUGCUGUGUAAUUGGUCACGGAUGCGAAGAUAUCUUCAUAUGUCUACCUUGUCCGCCUCUCCAAUUAGAGGAGUCGCUGGUUGCUUUUGUUUUUAUUGUGAUUAUCGUUAUUUUCCUGCCUCUUCGGCGUUUCAGCGCUGCCUGUGCCAUAUUUUCUGGCUUGCAAUGAGAUGUUGAUGGACAUCAAGCGGAGACGUUGGGCUUCUGAGUGAUUUUUGUUUCCACGCACAAUUAGGUCCGUGAAAAUGCAAAUAAGGAGGAUUGUGUCGUCGAUCUCGAUUCGGAUUUUGAGGUUGGACGGUGCCAAGUGUUCGUGGAUCAACCAGGGGCUUCACAAAAAGGAAAUGGAAUAGAGACAGAAAAGGUGACUGUGAUCUGACGAGUGGCCCACAUCUGAAAAACAACAUUCAUAUUAUAACCAAGUUCAAACUUCAAUUUCAUGACUCUGCUUUUUUUUGGAUUAUGAUUGUUGACGGGAGUCCCAGCUGUGACUUUGUGGAUGGCAUGUCGUUGUAUUUUACGUCCCAUCAUCUAUUCCCUGGCUUUGGCUCGCUCUCGGCUCCACUCAUCCACUCUCUCGCAGUCUUCUGCUUUGGGUAGCAAAACAUGUAGGCUAUUUUUGCUGCAAGCCCAGUGCAUCUGAAAAAGACGGUGCCUUUGAGAGCAGUAGUGAAGAAAAUGGGCCGUGGAAAUCACAAAAACGGUUCAAGUAGUAAUGUCCUUUUCGAGGUGCGCGGAAGAUGCAUCAAGAGAGCGACUGCUGAGAUGUUUGAGUAGCCUAAUGAAUAUUGAAGGAGUGAGUUGGUCAGGAGAAACGGAAAAAUCUUUCAUCCGCAUUGGCUUGGAAACACGUGCCAUCAGUGGAGCAAGAGCCUUUAUUCCUCUGGAUGCUCAUAAUUAUGGUGUUUCAGGAAACUACGAUCAAAUAAAAACACAGGGCGUUUGAACAUUAUUACACUCAACAACAACAAAUAAUAAUUAUUAUUAUUCCAAACAAAGACCGACAAUUCCCCUUUUAUCCCAGUCUGGCGGAUCCUUUAUGUAGCCCAACAUGUUCAAGUAUCGGAUCCGCAUGUUUUUUAACGAACUGAAAGUCCUGGUGUUUAUGCGAUCAGAUUCGAGGCAGUCCGGCUCAGACGCAGAUCGACGCUCCAGCACCAUGCGAGACCUGGGGAUGCGAGGCUGCGGUUGGCCGCCUUUCGUCGACUGCCAUUCCCGCGAUGACGAGGAGGAGUACUACGGCAGCGACCCGCGGCCCCGGAGCCUGGCGUUCGAGGACAAGGAGCCCAAGCUGCAAGUGGGCCUGGACGCAGUGUCCCUGGCCAGCACGGCCAGCAGCCUGCGAACACCCCAGUGCCGAAUCUGCUUCCAAGGCCCAGAGCAGGGGGAGCUGCUGAGCCCCUGCCGCUGUGAUGGCUCUGUGCGCUGCACCCAUCAGCCCUGCCUUAUCCGCUGGAUCAGCGAGAGAGGCUCCUGGAGCUGUGAGCUGUGCUACUUCAAGUACCAGGUCCUGGCCAUCAGCACCAAGAACCCUCUGCAGUGGCAGGCCAUCUCUCUGACUGUGAUAGAAAAGGUGCAGAUUGCUGCCAUCAUUCUGGGCUCCCUGUUCCUCAUCGCCAGCAUCUCCUGGCUCAUCUGGUCCUCGCUCAGUCCCUCGGCCAAGUGGCAACGUCAGGACCUGCUGUUCCAGAUCUGUUACGGCAUGUACGGCUUCAUGGACAUCGUCUGCAUAGGCCUCAUCAUUCAUGAAGGAUCAUCGGUGUACCGCAUCUUUAAACGAUGGCAGGCUGUCAAUCAGCAGUGGAAAGUACUGAACUAUGAGAAAUCUAAGGACCUGGGCGACCCGGUGAGUCUGAGUAGUAAGAUGGGGACUCGCAGCUCUCGCAGCAACCCUCACGGCCUGGCCAGCAGCAGCGAGCGACAGAGCCGGCGGCUAAGAACUAUUCUCAACCACCAUUGUGGAUACACGAUCUUGCACAUCCUCAGCCAACUGAGGCCCAAUGACCCGCGGAUCAGCUCUGCAACCAACCGGGAGGUGGUGAUGAGAGUCACCACUGUAUAACGCGAGCCGGACCGACGCAGGCGAAACGAGUGGAGGGACUUAGAAGCCCAUUAAAUGCUGAACAGGAGCCCUGUGAGAAGCGUGAUGGCUAGAGCAUCAACCCACAGCACACACCACAGCUCCAGAUGCUUUUUCAAUAAUGAAGAAAACUGAUGAAAAUAAGAACAAAACCGUUGGAAGGCAUCCAACAGGAAAGGGGAAGCGGGUUUGAGCAGGCUUUAUAAUCCAACCCACCACAAUGAGCCCUUUUUUCCUUUUAUUCUUCCUGCUUUGAUUUGUCUUUUUGGGGGAUUUUUAUUUUACUCACUUUGGUUUUGUACUGAUGUAUGAUUUUUAGAGGAAAUCAUGUAACUUCAUACACUCCAAGCGUUUUCCAGACAACUAUAUAUAACGAUCUUAGACUUUUUAACAAGUUAUAUGAUGCUAGUAAUACGACCGAAAAACUAAUAAACACAAACGUGAAGGAGGCGUGGAGGAAACAACAAUAACAAUAAGUCAUUAGAACCAAGAAAAAAAAGACAAAAAAAAAAGAAAGCGAUGAGAAAUCAGUGACCUGUAACCUUCCUGCAAUAAACAGACAUAUGUACAUUCACAGGGAAUUUUGCAUGGGUAUAUAAUUUUAUUUGUCAUCACAUAGAAGCACAUGACAAAUUUGCUCUACUUCAAAUGGUGCUUGCCAAAAUGAAAAAAAAGGAUUUUUUUUGCAUCAACGUUUUGUCAUGAAAAUGGCCAUGUGUUCCAUCAGCUAAAAGACAGAUGGUUGCUGCUGUGUGCUGAUUCAGAUUUGAUAAUAAGUAAACUAUUGGAUUAAACGGGAUCAACGAUCUCCUACUAA